This is a messenger RNA of Teleopsis dalmanni, 1824 nucleotides long. RefSeq lists its product as uncharacterized. NCBI's taxonomy places the organism in Eukaryota, Metazoa, Arthropoda, Insecta, Diptera, Diopsidae. The record is from RefSeq and is a predicted model, not a curated record. The coding region runs from base 848 to 1747 and encodes 299 amino acids. The transcript is spliced from 7 exons.
AAUGUUUAUUUAAAUGUUUAAACUUUUCUAAACUUUAAUCUUCACAAUAUCUCUAACCUGAAAAUAAUAAUAUUGAAUAUAAUAAAUACAAUGAAUAAAUGCACAGAUUAAUGAAUGUAAAAUUUUAAUUAAAAUCUAAUUAAAGCGUAUUCGUGGCAUUUCGUAUACAUUCAGGUUUGUGAAGUUAUGAGUAUUUUGCAAGAUAGUAACUGUAGUUGUGAGCGAUUAAACAUGUUCAUAUAGAAGCAGUUAUACUUAUUCGUGAAUCUAAAUUGCGUUAUAUCUUUAGCAUGCUAUAUGUGAUGGAUACAAGUAACGAUAUUCGACUGAACAUGACCGAACGACGUCAAACUAAGCAAAGCUUGGGAGCAGUAGUUUAAAAUGUUUCGUGCUGAAGCAAAAGAUUAAAGUAUUUUACAUUCAUUAAAAGCAAACAGAAAAUUAUAAAGUAAAACAAAAGAUAAAUUUACGGAAAGCGUUGGAAGUGGAAAUAAUGGCUUAUGAAAUAUUAAACCAAGAAGGAAAAUAAAAACUUUAACAACCAAUAAAUCCGUUGAAGGUAGACUAUUUAUUCCCGAACGAGUAGUCGUCUACAAUUACAUCUUCCGAAUGGAAUGAAGGAAAAAAUCUAGCAGUAUUAAGUAAAAAAUUCUCAUGUAAUCUAAACGUGACGAUGUUGACCUCAAAAAUGAAUGAAGUCAAUUGAAGGAAGUAAAGUUAGCCCAAAAUUCGAAAUUAACUAUAACAAAGUAAUCAAAUAUCAUUAUUAAUUGACUUUUCGACAAAGAAAUUAAUAAAAUAUUAUUAAAAGAGAAUACCUUUAAGUUUUGGUUGCGCUUUAUUGAAAAUGCAUGAGCGACGAGUAAAAAAAAUAAAAAGUGGUCACUAUGUAGCCACCCAUGGUCGUCUUACACCUGAUCCGCCAUAUGUGCACUCAAAUCGGGGCUACUCCACUGAUGGUGAGGAAUCUCAUCGUGCACCUUCAGAACGUACAAUGUCCGAAUAUACGAUAGCUCAUGAGCGUUCUUCUCCCCAUGGUCAACAUUACAAUUCCUCUCGUAAAUCACGAGUAAAUAUUAGUCAACAUACUAACAACACAAAUUCACGCUCAUUAAUGGGAUCUACGCCAAUGCGUACAUCUUCCGUUUUAAGCUACGAUCAUGGUGGUGAUGCUGGUAGCGAUAUCUACGUAACUAGUGGUGCUUAUAAAGCACCCUCGGAAAUAAGUCGCUAUAGUCAUCGACCACAUUCUCGUGGGGGACCACGUAGCGUAUACUCUGUAGCUAGUACAGCAAAAACAGGUCGCAGCUCACGUUCGACCACAAAAAGAGGUGCCAAAAUUGAAACAAUGUCAGCACCAAACCCAUUUUGCCCAAAUAUUAAAGGCGUUUGCUGUCUCAUGCUACUUUUAAAUUUGGGUCUUAUAUUAGUAACAUUAGGAUUCGUAAUAGUAGUGCAGUUCUACGAGCCACUCUAUGUUUGGGUGCUUGGUAUAAUAUUUUUAGUUUUCGGCUUUCUCACACUAAUUGGAUGCAUGGUUUAUUGCGUUUAUGUUUGUCAUGACGCAAAAACCCCUUCCCAGAUUAGAAAUGAAGACCUGUAUUGGACACGACAUUGGCAAAAAAAUAUCGGCUACACCCCUCAAGAGAUCAAUUAUAAAGCUGAUAAGUAUGAUGCUUAUUCAGACCGUUAUUCAGUGAGUAAAAUAAGUGGAAAAUACUCGGACAGGGAAAGCAAUCGGUAUUGAAACUGAUUAACAAAUAGUCAAUUGGAAUUCAAAAGAACUUUGUGAAAAUAAAUGAUCCAUUUUUGAUAACACUUUUC